Messenger RNA from Parascedosporium putredinis, 2421 nucleotides. NCBI's taxonomy places the organism in Eukaryota, Fungi, Ascomycota, Sordariomycetes, Microascales, Microascaceae. The record is from the annotation of a GenBank genome assembly.
AUGGCCGAUCCUAAAAUCGAUAUACAAAACCUACUUCAAACGGGGUCCUUCCCCACCGGCCGGACCCGUACGAGUGAAAGGGGUAACUCGAGCGAGUCCCUCGAACGAACUUCCCGCUCCUAUGGCGGUUCGAAUGGUCAAGACAUUGACGAUGCCUCAUUUCAACCGACGAAACCAGAGCCCCCGUUCGAUACUUUACCCCGCCCCCGCCACCCUCCGUGGAAGACGUCGAAGAUUCCCACGGAGAAUACUCCCACGAAAAGCCAAGUUCAAGGGGAUAUCGACCAACAUCCCGUCAUUCUCGAGAACGAGGACUAUCAGUACGCCCACAACCCUGAGCAGCGCUUCGUCUUGGUCACCGAUCCUACCGCACCCGCCGCAAACGAGCCCGUGGUCAAUGAUCGCAAGAACACCGAGCCCGUCGAGCAGCGCUUCGUGCUAGGGUCGACCGGCCAAGAGGGAUCCUGUCGAGGCGAAAAGACGGACCCCGGGGUAAAGGAGAAGGCGACUGGAGGGGUUCCUGCUGCGGCUGCGGCCGCCGCAGCGGUUGCUGCUGCAUCGAAGCUCAGCCCCUCGUCAAGCUCCAAAGACGCAAAGCCAAGCGCCGCAAACCGACGAAAGAGCCCACAUGACCUUCCCCGACUCGACACCGAAGGUGCCGACGGCCGCGAAUCCAGACGCCGGCCUCGACAUAUGCGGAGCCGGUCCUCAACAUCUGCCUACGAUGACUACCGCUCCUACGAGCCCCAGUCUCCCACUCACGGCGGAAGGCCGGCACAAGAUGAUUUCCUCUCACCCGAGGUCAUCAAACACGGCCCCCGAAAUCGGGAGCAAGUCUACCACCCUAGCGGUAGCCGUCCGCAACCGGCCAAGCAAAAGGAGCGUUUUACCGAGGAGCGGCCCGACGGUCCUUCGUUUAACCGCGGUCCACGUUCAAUCAGCCCCGGCCCUAAACGCUCCCGGCCCGGUUCGGAGCUUCCGUCAAAACAUACGUCACGACGAUCAAGCAGGGGCUCUCCUCCCCGUCCAGAGACGCUGCGAGUGUCCGAUGCCCCCUCCUCGCGUCGCAAUCCCCGGAAGACUGUUGUAGUCCAUGAUGAGCGUGCCUCUACGGGCAACCUCCUCGCGCCGUCGUCAUCCAGGCACAUGACCGGCUCCCGCUCGCGCUCGAAAUCCACCACGGCCGGGGCCGCAAGUCCGAACCUCUACGCCGACUCCACAUCCCACCCUGGGCCCCGCAUGAACUUCCACGGCGGGGGCUAUUGGGACCCGCGGCCGCGGCCCCGCGAUACCCAGGGCUUCCCGCCCGGUCCUAUCCAGAUUACCGGUCCUUCGGGUCCCCGUGAACCCUUGGACUCGAGCCGAAGCAGAUAUGCGCGGUCCGAAUGGCAGCACUCUCCACCGAGAAAUCAGACGCAGGCUAGUUCCUCCAAUCCUUUUAUGCCGAGCAGCUCCCGCCCAGGCCCAGCCCCAGCGCAGUCUAUAGUGGACGUUAGUGUCCGUGAAUACUUUGACGACCCUCGCCGCCACGGCCUCCUGCCUUACCGACUUGUCCUAGGCAAGAGCCCCAUGGGCACCUCAUUAUGGUAUCCCAUCGCCUGGUUCUUCACGAUGAAGGACCGGCUUCCCGACGUGCGAUUGCUCACCGGCAUCGCGACCACGACUCGCGCGACCACCGAGGCUGGUCAGGAGUGUCCCGGUUCGCAGCGAGGGGCUCGCGUCUGGAAUACCAUCAAGGAUCCGAUCACGCGCCGCGCCAUACCCAACUUCAACGUGUGCUACGAGUGCACCAUGAUUAUUGAGUUCUUGCUACCCAAUCUGCGCGGCAUUCUCGUUUUGCCCGACUCCACCAGCCAAACCUCCACCGCGCAGUGUUCCAUGCAUCCUUCGCCGGAUCGCCAAGUACCCGUUCUCUACUUUGACGCCCUCGAGCAUGCCUCGGACACCGCUAUCACGACCGGAGGGGCACCCAAGCUUGCCCAGCUCGCCGAAGACAUCAGUGCCGUGUCGUCUCGGGUGGUUCGAAGAGGCCCUAGCUGCACGCGAGACAACCCUAUGCAGAAUCAAAGGUGGUACAUCAUGGACAUGCUGCCCGAGCUUACCGUGUGCAACGAGUGUUUUGAGGAUUUCGUGUACCCGCGCCUAAGCGAGAGCCCUAGCCUGACGGAGCAGUUUUCCAUGUACCUCCAGCGCCUGCCGGUCGGAACGUGCCAGCUGUAUUCGGAUCGCAUGCGGAUACUUUUCGACGAGACGUGUCGCCGCAGGGAUACCCGUUUGCUGGAGGAUGCGGUGAUUGAGCGCAAGAACAGGGAAGUGGAGGUUCAAGCUAAGCUGAAUCACCUAAGAUCGCAGCCACAGGGUGACCCCUGGGUUGAUGAGGCAACUAAGAAGCUCGAAAUGAUGUGGAAGAGGUGGGAGUAA